Molecule: messenger RNA, 15613 nt
Organism: Chanos chanos (milkfish)
Lineage: Eukaryota; Metazoa; Chordata; Actinopteri; Gonorynchiformes; Chanidae
Product: golgin subfamily B member 1
Exons: 23
Coding region: 157-14184 (4675 amino acids)
Cellular component (GO): Golgi apparatus
Source: RefSeq, a predicted model, not a curated record
GAAAGCGGCUCUUUGCAGGAGUUGCAGUUGUUGGUGCAAAGCCUGACAAAGAAAGUAGGCGACGAAGAAGAGAAGUAUAGCCUCCUCCAGGAACAGACUAAGAGUCUCAAAGAGCUGCUGGUGUCUGAGAAAGCCCAGUUUGAAGAGAAGGAGAACAUGUACAAACAAAAUAUACAAACAUUUAAGGACAUCAUUUUAGAAAAGGACAAUAAGUUGCUGGAGGUGAACAAGAUGCAUGAGCAGGAACUGUUUCGGCUUGCAGCCAAGUCAGACGCCAGUGCUGAUCUUGAGCAGCUCCUGAAGGCACUGAAACAGAAGCUCCAUGAGAAGGAGGAGGUGUUGUUGGGUAAAGCACAGGUGAUCGAUGUCCUGCAGGGAGAGGUGGAUGCUCGUGACCAGCAGAUAAAAGAGUUGUCUGAAAGGAUGAGACGUUUGCAAAGUGAAAGAGAGAACAUGCAGUCUAAACUAGAAGCUGAGAAGCAUGUUAUGCGUGCACAGCUGAGGGACCUCAUGGAAAAACAUGAAGCUGAACUGCGACGCGUCACUGAGAAACAUGAGCGCGAGAUGUCUGAAAAAGAAGAGGCACUACGCACUCAGCUUGAGGCCAUGAGGAGGUCCUCUGCUCAACCUGCAACACCUACUGACACAUCCACAGACAUGACCACCAACAUACCCACAGCCCAGAGAGUUGCAGAACUGGAAGCUGAAGCUAAGCUGAAAACAGAGGAGGCCAGCAAAUCUGAGGCAAAGUUCUUAAAAAUGAAGGCCUGGUCUAAGUCUCGCAUCAAACAACUAGAGGAUGAGCUGAAGAAGGCUCAGUCUGGGAGCGCAACCCCAGAUAUCACUGCCCUGCGCAGCCGUGUUACAGCACUGGAGGAGGAGAGGGAAGAGAUGCUUUGCAAACUGGACCAGUAUGAUGAACUCAAGGCUCAAAACGAUCUGUUAGAGGCCAAGCUGGUAGUGUAUGAGGAGCAGCAGAGGAAGAUGCAGGCAGACCUAGAGCAGGUCACAAAGAGGGCUGCCUCUCAGGUCAGAACAGCCUCUUUAUCACUGGCGAGCGAAUCUGGAAGUGCGGAUGAUUUUCAGAGUCAGGUCCUGGAGUGGCAGGAGAUGGUUACCAUGGUGACAGAGGCAGAGGCAGCGCGAGACCAAGCUCGCGAGGAGAAGAAUGCCAUGGUGCUCAGGAUAAGCCACAUGGAGGAAGAGAGAGAGGCACUGGUCAGUCGGCAGCAGGAGUUGGAGGAGGAGCUGGCUCAAGCACGAAGCCUUCACACACACAAGGGCAAGAAGCUGGGAGACCCUGCAUCUCGCAGUCUGCAGGAGGACUUUGACUUUGAUGGAAGACAACCUUUGCCAGACCCUCAAAGCCUCUCUGGUAACACUACUCCCAUGGAAGGAGAGAAUAUGGGAGAGGGUUUGAGGUCUGUUGUAGAGGAACUGGAGCUAGAGAGAAACCAGCUUCAGGAACAGAUCCUUAGUUUAGAAGAGCGAUGCCAGGACCUUGAAGAUCGUCUGCAACUUCAGGCCCGUAUUGAAUCGCUACAGACUGAGUCUGAGCGACUGCAGGCUCAGCUGACUAGCCUGCGUGCUCAGCAGAGCAGAGAUGCAGAAAAGCACCAGCUUCUCGUCACAAGUCUCAACGAGCAACUGAAAGGACUGAGUAGCACGCAGGAGUGUCUGGAGUCGUCACUUAUAGAAAAGGAGCACACAUUGGCCAAGACUUCAGAGAAACUAGAGCUCAUAGACAGUCUUCGCGAAGCCUUGAGGGAGAAGGAAGAACAGCACAAAGAGGUUGCUGAUAGAUUGCUUCAAACUGAGCUAAAUCUGACAGAAGUCACCAAGAAAUGCAGUACCUUUGAGAAACAGUGCUCUGAAAUGAAAAUAACAGUUACUGAACUCACACAGAAGCUGGGUGCUCUGAAAGAAAAGACGCAGAAACAAGAGGCCACAAUAGAGUCACUGCAGAGUGACCUGGAUCAAACAAAUGAUGAACUGGACAAGCUAAAUACCACACAUUUGGAAGAGAGGGCACAGCUCAUUCAUGACCUUCAAAGCUGCGAGCGGGAGAUUGACAAUCUCAAAGACACCAUAACAGAAAAGGACAAGGAGAUCACUGCUCUUUCUUCCAAUUUAGGAGAGUAUGCUGAACAAAUCCACAGUCUCAAACAGGAGAUAAAGUAUAAAGAAGAGGACCUUGUUCGUAUGGAAUCUGCUCUAGCCAAAGCAGAACGUGAAGUACAGAUCAUCCGAGACUCUCAAUCUUCUGACCAGCUGUCUCUUAAUGCCCAGUUAGCCGAGUUGAUUGAAAACCUGAAAAGCACAGAGGCUGACCUAACUGAGACCAAGAAACAGAACAAGUUUCAGUCCCAGGAGAUUGACGACUUAACUAAACAAACUCAAUUGGACAAACAGACGAUUCAAGACCUCCGCAUGGAAAUACAGAAUCUCAGUGUGUCUCAACGUAACCACUUAUCAGAGUGCGAAACUCAAAUUGCAUCUUUAAGGGAAAAGCUUCAGGAGUCUGAGGAAAUUCUCUUGCAGCUGAAGGAGACGAAGUCCUCCAAUGAAAAACUAAAAGACCAGCUGCGUGAUAAAGAGCAAUCAUAUCAAAAUGAAUUGAAGUCAUUCAAGGAGGAACGUAAUGAGCUUCUUGCAAAGAUUGCUAAACAUAAUAACGAGCUUCAGGCUUUGUCCAAACAGCUUGAGAGUCAGGCUGAAGGUCAGGAACAUGUUAAACAUGUGGUGCAAGAGAAGCAAGAGGCCAUAGCUUCUCUGGAGGAGAGGCUGAAAAAUAUGCAAGAGGAGGCAGAGGCAGAAAGGCAGAGACUGAAUGCAGAGCUUAAGACUAAAGAUGAUGACAAGAAAACAUUAGAAAAUGAAAUCACAAGUAAAACUGCAGUCAUUUCGGAGUUGAAUGUCAAGGUGAAAUCUUUAGAGGAGGACAACCAGAGUCUUAAGACAGCCCUGAAAGAGAAAUCAGAGGAGCUUGUUGCUCAAAAGCAGCUUCUGGAUGAACUUAACCGAAAAAUGAGUGCCAUAAUUGAGGAGAACACCAACAUGCAGUCUCAAGUGAAAAAUCUUACUGGCGAAAAUUCUAAACUUCAGCAAGAAAUAAAUACCAAAAUUCAGUCCCUCUCAGAGACUGAAGAGGAAAGAAACACCUUGCUAACUAAAAUAUCCAGUCUUGAAAUGAUGCAGUUAGAAGAAUGUAAGGUAAUAGAAAGCCUAAAGAAAGAUAAAGAAGAAUUAAGUGUUAGAACUGCUGAACUGAAUAAAGUCCUUGAGCAGAAUAAGCAGUCCAUUUCAGAGAGUCUUUUGGAAAAGACAAAUGAGUGUAGUCAUCUCACCAAGUUGCUAAGAGAAAGUGAAGAGAGAGUAACAUAUUUAAAAGGACAAGUUGAGAGUUUAAAUUCCCGUGUUGAUCAGUUAAACGCUAGCAUUGCUGACAAAGAUAAAGUUGUUUCUGAUCAAAAUGCACACAUAGAUUUUCAGCAAACUCAGCUUGUGCAACUCCAAGAGACUUUGUCUCUCUUGCAGAAUGAAGUAUCUACUCUGAAAUCGGGACUCAUAGAAAAAGAAGGUGUUCUGGAACAAAGAGCCAAAGAAAGUGCCUCUUUGAAGGGUGAACUUCAGCAGUUGAGUCAAAGUCUUAAAGAACGAGAAGAAACCCUCAAGAAAUUGACUGAGGGAUGUAAAUCACACAUGGAUGAGCUAAAUAAAAGAAAUGAGACUGUCACCUCUCUGAGUGGCCAAUUGGACACUGUGAAUGAAAAUAAUGUGAAGCUGGAAGCUGAUAAUACUAACCUGAAGAAUUCCCUUGAAACUCUGUUGACAGAUAGUAACAAACUACGAGAUGGCCUUGCACAGAAAGACACUGAGAUUGUUGGCCUUCGCGAACAUGUACAAGCACUUAAUGUACAAAAUCAGCAAUUGCAGACUCUUUAUGAAAGUAGGGAAAAAGAACUAAUUGAAACAAAACAAGUUAUUUCUGAUUUGAAUAAGAAAGCUUCUGCAAUACUUGAGCAGAAUGGUGAUCUUGAUUCUCAAAUACACAGACUUAGAGAACAAAAUUGCAGCCUUCAAGCAGAAAGAGAUAAAAUGAAAAACUCACUUGACAGUUUAACUGAAGAAAAGAAUGCUUUGGAGAAUAAAGUAUCUGGAUUAGAAAUUCAGCAUAAGGAAAACUGUAAAAUCAUAGAGAGCCUUCUGAAAGACAAAGAAGAAUUGGUACUACAGACAGACAAACUCGGUAAAGUCAUAGAGCAAAGUGAACAGUCUGCAACAGAGAAUUAUCUAGAAAAGACAAAUGAAUGCAGUCGUCUCUCGGAGCAGCUCAGAGAACGUGAGGAGGCAGUUUGCCAUUUACAGGCACAGUUGGAGACCUCAAAUUCUCAGAUUAUGCAACUCAACCACAGUAUUUCUGAAAAAGAUAAGACCAUUGCUGAUAAUUCUGCACAAAUUGAGGGAAAUCAAAGCCAGUUAGCUCAGCUUCAAGAGACACUGGCACUUCUUCAGGAACAAAGUAGUGCUCUUAAAUCUGGACUCUUGGAGAAAGACACCAUGUUGCAGCAGCAAGCAGGACAGCUUUCUUCUUUGCAGGGAGAACUAAAUCAGCAGCGAGAUUGUUAUUCCAACCUUCACUCUGAGAUGGAAUCUCAUAAAGGUGAAUGUUCACGAUUAAGUCAGCUUCUAGAAGAAAGAGAAAGAGUUUUCAAUGAGAAGGUUUUGGAAUGUCAAAGGCACACAGAUGAACUGAACAUCAGAAACAAUUCUCUUAUUUCACUGAACAAUCAGCUGGCUACUAUGAAUGAAAACAUCAUGAAGCUGGAAUCUGACAAUGCAGAUCUUAAAAGGUCUUUGGAGAAAAAUUUAGUAGAAAGCACAAAAUUGCAAGAGGAAAUGACUGCGAAACAGACAAGAAUAGCAGAUCUUCAGGACAGUGUUCAGGCUUUAAGUGAGCAAAAUGAUAAAUUGAAAGCUGAUCUCGGAAGUUCAGUAGCAGAGCUAUCUGGAAAACUUGAAAAAAUUGCCGCUCUCCAGACUGAAUUGUCUAACAAAGAAAAAUGUUUGGCUUCUUUGACUGAAAAACUAUCUACUGAGUCCUCAGAAAGGGAGAGCUUACUUCUGACAUUGCAACAGAGAGAUGAAUCUCUGAGGCAGCAGGAGACAUUUAUAAAUCAGUUGCAGGUCAGAUCAGUGGAAGGUGAGGGUCAGAUCAGUCAGAAAAUGGAGACCAUUACCAAGCUACAAAAAGAAGCUCAGACCUUACAAACAGCUAUGCAGGACAAGGAUGUUUUGUUGCAUGAGAAAGAAAGAGAGUUUACAUCUUUCAGGAAAAAAUUAAUGAUCGAAUUAGAGGACUCAAAAUCACAAUUGAACCUUAAGGAGGCAGCCAUCUCCAAACUUGAAGAGGAUUUACAGAACAUGUUGAAGAAGAACGACCACCUUACCAAUUUGGUAGCUGAGAAGGAUGCCCAUUUGAAGCAGAAAGUAGAUGAAUAUGUGAAUAUAAAGACACAUGUUUCAACUCUGGAGGACUCUGUUUCUCAGUUAAAUGCUCAAGUUAAUAGUUUAACAGCUGAGGCUUCACAGCUUAAGGAAACCUUGAUGCAGAAAGAGAAAGCUAUUUUUGAGCUGAAGAGCACAUCCACAGCACAGAAUAGCCGCUUAAUUGAAGAACUGAAGACCAAAGAUUUAGAGUGUGAAAACUUGAAAGAACAGUUAUCUCAGCUUAAAGAGUCUGUCUCAGCUUUGAGCAAUAAUUUGAGUGAGCAGUCUUCAGAAAUUGCUAGGCUCAAAGUAGCCCUUGAGGAGAGCAACUCCACGGAAGUGGAACAAACGAAAGCCCUGAAGGAAUUACAGAGGAGAGCAGAUGAAGCUGCCCUGUUUAAGUCUCAGUUCAUGGAAAGCACAGAGCUUGUAACUCAGCUACAGAGUCAAAUUCAAGAGCUCUCACUUGAGUCCUCAAAGCUUGCCAAAUUAGUUGAAGAGAAACAAAGUGCCUUAAUGAAUCUUCAGGAAAAGUUUGCCUCUAAUUUAGAGGAGCUUCAGGAAUCCAAAACUCUUCUCUCCCAAAGGAAUGAGGAACUGUCAAAAAUGAACAGGGCUCUUCAUGAGCGUAGUGAAGCAAUUCAAACUGCAGAGAACACUAUCAUCAGUCUCAGGCAAGAGGCUGCUCUACUACAGGGUGAGCUACAACAUUUAAAAGUGUUCAGCGAUGCCCUCUCAAAGGAAAAGGAUGACACCCAUCAAAGAAGUACUGCCUCUCUGACUGCUGAGAUUGAGAAAUUAAAAUCAGAACAUCUUGAAGUUUCUGCUCAGGUUAAUACUCUGACAGAAAGCCUUGAACAAAGAGAAGCGGCUUUGCAUGCAAUCGACAGUCAGUACAUUGCUCAGGUAAAACAUGCAGAGCAUCUGCAGUCAGAGAUGCAUAAAUUAAACGAACUUAACAAGAACCUACAAGAUGAAAUUUGUUUGAUCAAACAAGACUUUCAGCAGAAGCUAGACAUGCUCAGCAGUGAAAAAGCACUAAAAGAAGAAGAGGUCAAAACAUUGGUUUUGGAAAAAGAGGAGCUCUACAGGACUCACAACAUUCAGAUUCAAAGAAUACAGGAGCAGUUUCAACUCCAGAGUCAACAGCAGUCCUAUAGCAUGAAUGAAGUGGUGGAGAAAAUGAAAGCAGAGAAGGAGCAACUCCAGGUACAGGUUAGUGUUGAAGGUGAAGAAAUCACCAGAUUGAAAUCUGAAAUUCAAAGAAUAGAGAACAUUCUUCAGGAAUCUGAGAAAGAGUGGCUGUGUGUUCUAGAUAGGGAAACACAGGAUAAGAAUGCCCUUUCCGAACGACUUAAAAAUGUUGAAAAUGAGUUGAAGACCAAAGACGUAGAAGUUCAGGCUCUGAAGCAGAGUGUUGACCAUUUGAAUGAAAAGCUGCUAGAGGCUACAUCUGUCAUUAAACUCUCCUCAGAGAAAAUUGAAGAAAAAGAAGCAGAGGCUUUAACGAACAGAAGUAAAUUAGAGGAUCUAUUGAAAACGGUUCAGUCUAAAGAAAAUGAGAAUGUUGAGUUGACCAAGAUGUUGCAUGAUGUGGAAACUAAAUUUGUCAAUUUAGAAUUAAGCAAACAGCAAGCUGAAGAAGAGGAGAAGAUCUCCCUUCAUGUUACAGUUGAACAGUUGCAAAAAAAUCAUCAGACAGAGAUGCAGUCCUUAAGAGAAGAAUUGGACAAAGUGUGUGAGGAGCUACAACAAAAGCAGUUAGACUUAGUUGAGAUAGAGGGGAAACAUAAAGACAGUUGUGAACAAGUUGCUUUGUUGUCAGAAAAAGCACACAAUCUUCAACUUAAUCUCCAAAGUGACACUGACAAGCUUAGAGAGGCAGUCAUCAAGCAGACAACUCUACUCUCUGAAAUUCAAAAGAAAGAUGAUCAGAUAAGCAGUCUGAACAUUCAAAUUAGUCAGCAAAAGGAAUUACUCACCGGUCUUAGCCAGCAGUUAAAAGAGAAAGAUGUUUCAGUGACACAAAUAGUUGCGUCAGCCUCGAAUGAAAGGAUGAAAGAUGCAGAGGAAAAGAGAGGUCUUCUCUCAGAGUUGGAAAACCUUGGAAAUGCACAUAACAGUUCAGUCAAAGAACUGGAAUAUGUUUCAUCUGUUUUGGAAGAAACGAAAAGGCAUCUCUCCCAUUGUCAGAGCCAAAUAGAAAACAAAGAGGCAGAGAACACAAGCUUGCUCAAAGACAUAGAAGAUCUUAAAGCUGAAAUGACCAAACAGACAAAAGAAAGAGAGGCUAUAAAGAAAAAGCUUCAAGCAGCACUAGUUGUCAGGAGAGAAUUACUUAAGAAAAUGGAAGAAUAUGAAAACCAAAGGGGUGAAAGCACAAAAAUUGACUUUGAAAUGACAAAUUUACAAGAGAAGUUGAUGGGACUGAUGUCACAGAUGGAAGGUAUGAAAACAGAUCACGAGGCAGUUGUUUGCGAUUUAAAACAGCAGAUACUGCAGAAAGACAAUGCAGUCUUUGAGUUAACACAGGCAAUUUCAGAAAAGGAUCAGCACAUUGAACAAACGAAGAACAGUCAUCAUUGUUUAGAGGUGAAAUGUAAUGAACAAGAAGCAGCUUUGAGUUCCACCCUCCAGACACUUAAUGAGAAGAUGGAACUAAUUGAAAAACUUCAAAUUACUCUCUGUGAAAAAGAUGAAGCUUUUGAACUUGAACGAAGCAGGCUGUUGAUGGAGUCAGAGGAACUUAAAAAUGAAAUGGUGAAGAAAGAGGAAAGUUUGAGAGAGGAGUUUUCUAGAUUUCAAGCUACCAGUGGAGACACAGAAAGCGAGCUGACCAAGCUUAAACAAGAGAAGGUAAUUCUACAGAAGAAGGCACAUGCUGCUCUUUUGGCUCGGAAAGAGACGCUGAAGAAAUCUGAAGAAACUGAGAAAAAGUAUGCACAAGAGCUUGCUGAACUCAAAGGUAACUACAGUGAGCUUUUGGAGAAACAAACUCAGUUAACAAAUGAACUUUGUUCUAUUCAAAUAAAAUAUGAAGAGAAGGUCAGUGAGUUGGAGAGUGUCCAACAGAGCUCAGCAUCUCUCCAGGAUGAAUUGGAUGCUCUGAGGAGUACUAAGGAAAAUAAUAGUUUGCUACAAGAUUUAAGACUGUCUUUAGAAGAGAAAGAGCGAUUACUGACAGAGGCAUCCUCAUCACAUCAGAAAGAGUUAGAAUGCCUUAAGUCCCAACUGAAAAAUGUAUCUUCUGAAAUGGCAUGUAAAGAUGAAGAACUACUGUCACUAGAAAACCGUUCCAAAGAGUUAGCCGAAAAAGUAGAACACAUGGCAUUGGAACUUGAAAAUUCUUGCAAAGUGUCCCAAGGAAUUAUCUCAGAAAAGGAAGACUGCAUUGCUGCUCUAGAGCAACAAAUGCAGAGGCAGAUUCACAUGCAUGAAACUGAAAUGGAAAAACUUCGAAUUGAAGUUAGUACAUUCCAACAGAAAUCAGCACAAGAUGUCACUGAAAAUAAAUCAAAAGAGCAGCUAACGAAGAAACUCCAAGCAGCCUUAAUAUCUCGUAAAGAGGCAUUGAAGGAGAACUCCUCUCUCAAGGAGCAAAUACAGAGAUUGUCAACUGAAAAUAAGAUAAUGCAGACUGAGACCUCAUCCCUUAAUAGUGUUAUUUCUGGGUUAAAACAACAGAAGGGGGACCUGGAAGUCCUUGUGUCAUCCCUGACCACAGACAAAGAAAAUCUUGUCACUGAAGUAAGUCGACUUUUGAAUGAUAAUCAUAACCUUUCAGCAGCUUGUGAGAGCCUUAAACUUACAAUAGAGAACAUUACCCAGCAAAAACAAGCCUUUUCAUGUCAGUUAGAAUCUCUUAAAGACUCACAGACUGAGGAACUGUCAGAAUGGAAGUCCAAGCACACAGAUUUGAAACAGGAGUAUGAAUCUCUUUUGGAAGCAUAUGAGAAUGUCAGCAGUGAAAUGGAUAAAAUGAGGCAGCUACUUGAAGGGGCAAAGCGAGACAGACAGGAGGCUGUCUUGAGAGUCCACAAAUAUGAAUCUGAAAUACAGGUUCUUGAGAAGCAAACUGAAGAACUGAAAGAGGAAAAUGAAAGAAUAAAAGACAAAAUGAGAAUGUUUGCUAAAGCAAAGCAGCAGAAGAUUGAAGAACUUGAAGAAGAAAAUCAAAAAAUACGUAAGGACUUGAUUGAAUUUGAUGAGAAACAGAAGCUCUCUACUGAUGAACUGACCGCUAUAAACAAUCAGCUGGAAGCUGAAAUAUGCUGUCUUAAAAUUUCAUCUGAAGAACUCAAGGGAAAACUGGUUGAAAUUCAACUUGACAAUAGCAAGUUAGCUGAAGAACUCAAAGAAACAAGCUCAUCUCUGGACAGGUGGAGCAUUGAAUCAAAAACAGUAGAAAAUAAUCUGCAGCAAAAACUCAAUGAAGCUCUCAGUUUGAACAAUUCAUUUACAGCCCAGAUUGAGGCUCAGAAAGCAGAAAUAGCUGCUCAACAUGAAAUUACAGAGCUAAUACAAAAGGAAAAGCAGGAGCUUCUUGGAAAAUUAAGUGAGACACAGAAUGCCCAUGAAGCAGAAUUAAGUGAGAGGGACAAAAUUGUGGUAGAGCUUCAAGACAUUAUUAAUAGAAAUCGCCAAGAGACCAUAAGUCUAAAUGAGAAAGUUAAAAUUUUGGAAGAUGAUAAGUGUCUCCUGCAGGAAGAACUUGAGAAUGUCCAAGAGAUAUCUGAUAAAGUGAAGAAUGAGAAUGAGUAUCUGGAGACGUUGCUUCUCAAAAAUUCUGAGAGAAUUGAUGAAUUGACAGAGGCUAUUAAUGUCUUACAGUCACAAAAUAUGCAACUCUCAACUCAGCUGGCGGAAAGUAAAGAAGAAAAAUCUAAGAUCUACCAGGAGAGAGAGGAGCAGCAAUUGAAGCUGAUGAAAGAAUUUGAGGAAAAACUCAAGGCCAUCCAGAGAGGAAAUGAGGGCUCUAAGAAUAUGAAGAAAGAACUUCAAGAGCUACUCAAAGAGAAGCACCAAGAAAUCAAUCAACUUCAGUGUGACUGCAUCAAGUACCAGGAACUCAUUCUGAACCUAGAAAAGACUGUAAAAGACUCUCAGUCAGAACACCAGCAGACAGAGAGAGACCUGAAAAUGACAAAAGAGAAGAUGUCAUCUUUAGAGCAGGAGAUGGAGAAUCUUGAAACAGAGUUAAAAAUGCACAAAAAUCUUCUUAGUGAGACUAGGAAAGAUUUGCAGUUGGUGACCUCUGAAAAGGACAGUUUGCUUCAGGAACUUGCAGACAAGAAACAACAGUCUGAACUUCAGGCCAGUGAGAGAGAAAAGGCAUUUGAAAAACUGAUAGAACAGCAGAAAGCUAUAUCUCAGCAAUAUCAGUCUGAACUACAUAAACAAAUAAAUGACUUACAAGAACAGAGAGACCAGGAAGCUCAAGUAACAUUGUCAUUACAGAAGCAAGUAGACUCCCAGAACCUACAAAUUAAAACUCUUCAGCGAGAAGCAGAGACUCAUAUGGCCAAACUUGCUGUAUUCACUGUUAAUCCUGAGAAAGCUGAUGCAGCAAAGCAGUGGGACAGUGUUUUCCAAAAGACUUUAAACGAAAAGGAUAGCCAGCUUUUAGAGCAAGGUUUUGUUAUAACUAGGCUUUUAGAGGAGGUUAGAGGGAAGGUGAGAGCACUGAAUGAAAUGCAAAUCACAAAUAAAAGGUUUGAAAGAACUUUGAAUGAAUACUCUGUUGCUGCAGCUGCACAACAGAGGCAGCUCUUCGUUAUGGAGGCAAACAAUAGUGAACUUAACCAAAAUUUGGAGAUUUUGAAUAUGCAGAUGCAGGUACAGAUUGCUCGUCUUGAAAAACUAGAGAGUGAAAAGAGCUCACUGAUCAAGGAGCUUGAUGAAAAACUGGAUUACACAGCCCAAAUGCAGUUACAUCUUGAACAUGUAGAGAAGACAUUGUCAGAUACAGAGUCCCAGCUCUUAUUACUCCACACCCAGCAUGACAAGCUCAUUGCUGAUUUUGAGAAACAAGAGGCUAUUUCAUCCCAGUUGAAAUCUCUCGUUCAGAAUAAAGAUGCAGAAAUAUCUGCUCUUUUGUCCUCUAAAGAUGGUCAGAUGUCAGGUUAUCUGGAGCAGUUACAGGCUAGUCAUCGAACUCAGAUGGCAGAGUAUGAGGACAGGCUAACUUCCCUUUACUCAGAGAAAGAAAAACUUGAUAAGGAAUGUAGAAGGCUGGAUAACAAGGUGAAAUCUCUUCAAGUCAGACUUGAAAAGUCUGGACAGGAAAAUGAGCAAAUAACAGUAAAACUGGAGACUAUUAGGAGCUCUAUGGCAACUUUACAAAAUGAGAAGGAACGGUUAAUGUCAGAGUACCAUGCUCUUCAAAUGCAGCAGGAUGGGACAAAGGAAAGAGAUGCAUUAGAGGAGGGUGGUGCCCCCAAGGGUCUGAAACGUGAAAUCAAGACCUUACUUCACCAAAUGGAUGAUCUGAAUUCAGAAAAUGCCAUGCUCAAAGCACAACUGGUACGAUACAGAGAGGAUUUAAACCAGGUGUUGUCUCUGAAAGACAACCAGCUGAAAGAUCUUCUUAAAAAGCAGCAGGAUUCAAUGAAAAACAUUGAAAACCAAAAAAGUGCUGUUGAAAAGCAGUAUCACGAAAGCCUUUCCAGGCUACAGAAGGAGGAGGAAACAAUAAAUGCCUUAAAAGAUGAAAAUUCUAAACUAAAAUUUCAGGUGCAAGAAUUGGAAACCAGUUUAUUGGCCUUACAGAGGGAGAAGUCUGAGACAAAUGAAAGUAAAGUAAUUGCUGAUUUGCAACAGGCCAUAGCAGCCAAAGCCUCUGAAUGUAAUGACCUUCAGCAAAAAUUGUUUGCACAAAAAGUAGCAACAGAUGAUUUAAACAAGAGAGUGCAACAGCUUGAGACUGAGACCGAGAGGAAAUUAGGCGAGGCUGAGGAUAAGUACAACAAUGAACUUGAUAAUUUUGAGCGAGAAGUGGACCUAAUAAGAAAUGAGCGAGAGACCACACAACAAAGAGUUGCAGAUUUGGCCAGGGACCUGAUGCAAAUAGAGCAACAGUUAUCGCAAUCGCAGGCCCAGAAUAAGGAUCUGAAGUCACAGAAUGACUCGCUGGGCAAAGCCAUGGCAGCCUUGCAAAACGACCGUGAUCAGCUAAUUGAUGACUUCAAGAUUUUACAACGCAAGUAUGAUGAGGAACUCAGGGAUACCACAGCAGCCAUGAACAAACUAGAGAGACAGCUCAAUGAAGCCGCAUCAGAACUGACUGCUCUGACAACAGAAAGGAAUGUAUUGGUCCAGAAACUCCUGGCCCUUGAAGGCACUGAUCCACAUUCUCAGCUUACCAAACUUGUGAAUGAUCUGUCACAAGCAGUUUCAGAAAAAGAGCUAGAGCUGAAACGUGUCUCAACGGAGAACAGUUCGUAUAGCAGGCAGGUGACUGCAUUCUCCAAAGCCAUGGCCAGUUUGCAGUGUGACCGAGACAGGCUAAUGGAGGAACUUAGAGGAGCCAAGAGGGCAUUUGCAUCCAGACAACAGUCGAGUCCUCAUGAGAACACUCCUGGCAAAGCUGGGGGGUUGACUAGCCUUAGCUUCGAUGUCGAUGCCCUUCAGGUUGAAAGAGAUGGGCUGUUAAAAGAGGUUUUGAAUCUGAGAUCUCAGAACUCAGAAUUGGCAGACUUGAAGCUGAAGUAUGAUGACCUUCAAACAGUGCUCCAGCAGGCACAGGCCAACCAGCUGCAGUAUGAGAAGGAAAUUGCUGGAUGUCAAGCAGAACUAGCAGAGCUCAGGUUGGAGAAUAGCAGGCUCCAGUCUGAAUGCCAUGUCCUCAAGGAGUGCACUGCUCAGCCGAUCCAUCCUAUCAAGGAGUCAGUGGCUCCGCUGGGUAAGGAUGCGUCCUCAGAGGCAAUAGUGCAGCUGCAGACAGAAAGAGCUCAACUUCAGAGAGACCUCCAGCGCUGCCUCCAAGAGAUCCACCAGAGGGACCUUGGCUUCCAGCAACUCAACAACAAGCUACAGCAGGCUAUAGAGGAAAAGACUGGAGUCUCUGCUCAGCUGAGGGCUGUGUCUCAGACACUCAGAGACACACAGUUGAAUCUCAAUGAACUGCAGAACCGCUGCUAUUGGCUGGAGACCCAGCUCCAAAAUCAGCUGGCACCUGCACAGCAGCAGGGAGCAGUGUGUGCAGAAGUGGCUCCUGGAGCGCCUCAGGAGAAGACCAGUGCAGUGGUUGAUCUGGAUGGCCCAGAGAGCCGAGAGCUCAGGAGCAGAUUGACAGAGGCAGAGUUCCAGCUUGACCAUGCUCAGCAGAAUGUAUCUCAGCUCACUGAAAGGUUGGAGGAAGAGAGGGCCAGGAGAGAAUCAGCAGAGGAGGCUCUGAGACUGAUGGAACAGAGAGCGAAGAAUUUGGAGCCUAGUCCAUCCAAGUCUUCUCAGAAAGACUUUAGUAUUCAGCUGGAAACAGAUGAGGAGUGGGAGGCUCUCAUUUUGGACCCUAAUCAGCACAUGCUUAUACACAAGAUGAAAAGUGGAGUACAUUCCUGCAGACGCUGGUUACGUGGACGCAGCUUGUACUGCUCAAAGAUGCUGACGUCAAGGGCCAAGUCUCGCUACCUGUUUUUGGCAUACCUGUUAACUCUUCAUGUGGUGGUCUUCAUGUGCCUCAGUGGUGCUCUGUAGAGAAGAAACACUCACUAUGGCCUAUCACAUUCUGCAGCUUCUUCCUCUGAACAACAUGAGGAGAACACCAAAAACCAUCUAAAAUAUUAUGUUUUAUUGGCAUUGCCCAGGAUAGUCUUCUUUAUUGUAAGCAGAGCUUUUCACCUUAAAAAUUGGGUUUAAUCUCACUGAGUGUUACCUGGAGAUGGAAAUGAUUGUGCAGAAGGACAGACAGACUUUCAGUUAUCAUCCUCAGUGACAGAUAAUAUGUGCCAUGUGUCAUAUAUUGGUUUAAUCUGAAUAGAACAAUAACUUCCAUCUGAAAAUCCCCCAUGCUACCAAGAGUCCUCUGCACUCUAAUAUGUAAAAAAAAAGAAAAAAAAAGGGCUUUGAUAACACUAAAGCGUGUGUGUGUGUGUGCGUGCAUGUGUGUGUGUAUCUGUGUGUGUUUAGCUCCUGUUUCACUGCUGCUCAAUGCCACAUUUUGCCUUCAUCUCAUUUUAAAGGACAGCCCAAAGGCUUUUGCCCGGUCACAGGGGGUGAUGUGAAUAUUCCCCCAUAAAGCUGGUGGAGACUGUGAUUCACAGCUACUGAUGAAGCAAUGCACUGAACUUCCUUAGGGACCCAUCAGGGCUUAUUUCCCCUGCUCACCUCAUCUCAUAUAAUGCAUACUGUUCUAGAGAGAUACAUGAUGAUGUGCAUAUUGAUUGAAAGUUUGACUGUACCUUGACAUAGGGUUGUAUGAUAACUGCAGCGCACUGUGUAAUAUGUGUGCAUCUGGCCCUUGGCAAGUAUAUGGUUAACAACUUCAGUUCUGCACAUGUAAUUACACAUGUAUUAGGCUAAAAUGUAAAAUGAUGGCAUAUUUAUUGAUCAUAAACUGUAGAGGACUGUACGUUUCAUUUUAUGUUUGUACAUAAAAUGUCACAGGGUGAAUGAUGCUAUAAAAUAUUGUAUGUAUUAUAUUCGUAUAUUUUCUGAUUGUUUACAAGUUGAAUCACAUUCUAAUGCUGUUGCACACAGUGGGCUACUGAUCUGGCUUCUGUGUUUUUGAUCUGUAAAUAUGAUGUGAUUUACACUGAAAAAAUAUGUAUGUUAUUUAAGGAGUACUGAGCGCAUCCAAGAUGUCCUAUUUUCUAAGUAAUGUCUAUUUUCUAGGAGAUGAAUUAUUGGAAUAAUAUUCUCUCAGAGAUUGUUUAGCUUUUUCACUCUUUCCUUUGACUUGGCUGAAAUGCGUGCAAUACAAAGAGGUGUGUUUUUUGUUUGUCUGCUUUUUUUUGUUUGUUUUAUUUUUUGUUCUUUUUUUUUGUUUUGAUUGAAAGUGUGGUUGCUCCAAUGUCAAAAUAGAAAUUUUAAUAAAAUUAUAUUGGUAACUCUAAAUGUUCUGACUAUAUGAGCAUUUUCAUGUGAAUGACAUGCUUCAGAUAAUUAGGACAAAGAUAUAAACUGU